Messenger RNA from Rotaria sordida, 1246 nucleotides. Lineage: Eukaryota; Metazoa; Rotifera; Eurotatoria; Philodinida; Philodinidae. The record is from the annotation of a GenBank genome assembly.
AUGGAUCCAUCAAAAACGGCUUCAUUUAUUGAUUCUAUCCGACAUAGUGAGCUGACCAUUCUGCCUAUUUCAGUUGAAGAUCAACUCAUUAUUCCGGGACUCAUCGAUGUCCAUGUUCAUGCUAUCGGAGGUGGAGGAGAACAAGGUCCGUAUUCUCGAACUCCUGAAAGUCGUUUAUCUGAAUUAAUAAGAGGCGGAUUGACGACGAUUGUCGGAGUACUUGGAACUGAUGGUGUUACUAGGAGUCUGUCAUCUUUGCUACAAAAAAUGAAAGGUCUGGAACAUGAUGGUCUUACAACAUGGAUGUGGACUGGUAGUUAUCGUAUUCCUAUGGUUACACUAACCGGAUCACUGCAACACGAUUUACUUCUGAUUGAUAAAGUCAUAGGAGCCGGUGAGUUAGCACUCAGUGAUCAUCGAUCGAGUUGGCCAUCGAAAUCUGAUCUUAUACAGCUCCUUAGCGAUGCGCGAGUCGCUGGAAUGCUCAGUGGAAAAUUGGGUGUAGUCCAUUUUCAUCUGGGUUCAGCUCCAACAAAAAUUGAUUUACUUUGGCAAAUUUUAAACGAAACAACAAUUCCGAUUCAGCAUAUGUAUUUGACUCAUAUGUCAUCGCGAGGAGAUGAUCUGAUUGAAGAAGCCAGAAAAUGGAUCAAAGCUGGUGGUAUGUGUGACUUUACAGCUGAUGCGGACAUUAUCAAUGAAAAUGCAACUGUCGUUACGUUGAAUAAGUUUCGAGCAGAGAAACUACCAUUGAAACAAAUAACAGUAUCAAGUGAUGCUUACGGGUAUGGAUAUUAUUUCUUGAUAGAGCUCAUCUUACUAUGUAUGUCAGAUAGUACAAAUCGAGUAGUAUUCACUUAACAAAUGCAUCAUCUUGAUUUAUUUCCUUUGCUUUAUGAAUCUAAUCGGAUGUACAGGUUUCAAAUAAUGGAUAAAUGCAAUGGAAAUUGAUAGACAAUUUCAUAGUUGCUUCUAUUACGGAUUGCGUAUUGUUUAUUGUUGGGUAUUUUAGUACAAGAAUUGAUCCGAACAGAUUUGUCAGUUGAACUAGACCUUGCGAAUAAAAUCUACUUUUUCAUUUAGAUCACAUCCUAAAUACGACUCUUCCGGUCGUUUAAUAUCUUACGGCAUGGAUCUUCCAGAUUCAACUUUGAGAACAAUACAAACGUUAGUGUUAAAAUAUUCAUGGCCUGUAGAAGAAGCGAUCCAAUUUUCAACAUCGAAUCCAGCGACAUAUCUCAAUUUG